Molecule: messenger RNA, 768 nt
Organism: Colletotrichum karsti
Lineage: Eukaryota; Fungi; Ascomycota; Sordariomycetes; Glomerellales; Glomerellaceae
Exons: 2
Coding region: 1-768 (255 amino acids)
Biological process (GO): regulation of proteolysis; regulation of Ras protein signal transduction
Molecular function (GO): peptidase inhibitor activity; phospholipid binding
Source: RefSeq, a predicted model, not a curated record
AUGCAGCGCCCUACCCUCGUCCUGUUGUUGAGCAACGCCCUUGCAGCCUGGGCCAAGACGCCCGAUGGCUUCGCGCCCGCGUCCAACGUCGACCUCGUCGUCGCAUAUGGAGACCAGUCUGCGCUCAAUGGUGUAGAUCUGGCCAAGAGCCUCACGGCACAAGAGCCAACAGUCGGCACAACCGAGCCCCUAACCGGAAAGUCCUACGCAAUAAUCAUGGUCGACGUCGACAUCCCCACCAACAACCCGCCUCAAACCGGCACAUUCCUGCACUGGGCCCAGACAGACCUCACCCCGGCCGGCGCCCCGACGACCCUCAAGCUCUCCGACGGCACGCAGCGCUCCAUCAACACGCUGACCACCAACGCGGCCGCCAUCGCGGACUACAAGGGCCCCUCGCCGCCGGCGCGCGUCCCGCUCACGCACAAGUACAUCGAGAUCCUCGUCGACACGAGCGAGAUCACGCCGGACGGCACCGCGGCCCUGCAGACGCUCUCGACGCGCGGCGGGGUGGACGUCAACGACGUGCUGACCAAGGCCGGGCUGGCGAACAAGGUCGUCGCGGGCAACUUCUUCACCGUCACGAACCCCGGCCCCGCGGCGAACGCGGAGAGGAGGACGAACGGGACGGGUACCACGACGCCGAGCGGGGGCAUGACGAAGCCUUCUGCGGCGCCGUCUGGGAUUUCGAUGGGGUUCAGGGGGGUUAGUGUGUCGGUGGGAGCUGCUGUCGUUGGUGUUUUUGGUUUCUGUAUGGCGGCAUUCUAA